Messenger RNA from Centruroides sculpturatus (bark scorpion), 10753 nucleotides. RefSeq lists its product as uncharacterized. The record is from RefSeq and is a predicted model, not a curated record. The coding region runs from base 381 to 10217 and encodes 3278 amino acids. Lineage: Eukaryota; Metazoa; Arthropoda; Arachnida; Scorpiones; Buthidae. Gene Ontology annotation, molecular function: protein binding. The transcript has 26 exons.
UUACGGAAAAAUCAACAAAAUUUCGCGUUUAUUUAAAUAAAAGUUAACUUAAUACGUCACAGCACCCCUACCUAGACGAACCAACCAAUAGUAAAGUGGUAUGUACCACAUUCCACUUCACCGAACCAAUAGAGUGGCGCACGUGAAAAUCCACGAUUUACUGUCGCAAACAGUCGUCGAGAAAAUCGUAGUAAAGAAAGUUGUGAUGAAAAUAAUCAAUUGGCUACAAAAUUCGUACAAUCGAUCAUAAAUGUGAUCGAUCGCGGGUAAAUGUAAAUCGGGCUUCCAAUCAGAGAUGUGAAACGAAGACUAGAAAGUGUCAACAUUAACUGUUCAGUGACCUUUAAGUUAGUAGUUGGAGAGGAGUGUUUGCCUAUAUCAUGGCCGUGGAACUUAUACGCCGUGGUCUGCCAAAACCUUGGUCAUUUGCCGUGACGAGAGACGGAAGAAUAUUUUUCAUUAAUGAUGAAAUGAGGACCACAACAUGGCUUCAUCCAGUUACGGGAGAACCUGUAUGUACAGGAAAUACUAUUUUGCCCAAUUUACCAGCAGGUUGGGAAAGAUCUGUCAAUGCAGAAGGAAUAGAAUAUUAUAUAGAUCACAAUAGGAAAGAAACAUCUUUCAUUCACCCUGUUACUCAGUUAUCUGCUAUACAAUAUAAGCCAAAUGCAACAUCUAUUCAUCAACCACAUUUUAAUAUAAGUUCUGAUUACACUCAAAGUUCUUUUCAUAGUGCUAAUGGAGAAUUAAGAAAAUCACAGAAGAAGAAGGGACAACAUAUCAGAUCUCCAGUAGUAAAAAGGAAUAGUCAUUCACCUGUAUCAAUGGAAGGUUGGUUGUAUAAAUUGGAAGGUGGUGCCUUAAAACAAUGGAGAAAACGUUGGUUUGUACUGGCUGACUUCUGCCUCUUUUAUUACAAAGGCCCAGAUGAAGAGAAAGUUCUUGGAUCAAUUCUACUUCCUAGUUACAAGAUUAGUGCUUGCUCAAGUGAUGAUAAAAUAUCUCGAAAGUUUGCUUUUAAAGCAGAACAUCAUAAUAUGAAAACUUAUUAUUUUGCUUCUGAUUCUAAAGAAGGUAUGGCUCAAUGGAUGAAUGUUAUGUCAUUAGCUUCAAUUGUGCAGAAUACUCUUAGUCCUGAAAUGACUUCUAGAAAUCUUAGUCCAAAAAUCUCUCUUCCUAAUGAUGAUGAAGAUUCAGGCUUUACCUCAUAUAAAUCUAGAAGAUAUGGCAGUACUCAAGAUCCUAAUUCUACUCUUAAUAGCAGUUUUGCUUCUGAACAGUUACAUUUUCAACAUUCUUCUAAUGAAUUUGGAAAAGACAACUUUAGUGAUAGUUCUCAUAUUACUGGAAAAUUGAGUGAAAAUGAAUUUUUGGGAAGUGGUGAUAAAUAUCCAGGACAUUAUGGAAGUGAUAUUUCUCGACCAUAUUCAACCUCACCAGAUACUUAUAUGAAAGCUCAUCAACCUUUGUAUGCAAAUGCUCCUCCAAAACCAAAACGUACUGGUCAGAAAGAUCCCUAUGCAAUUGCACCAAAUGAACAAUAUAAUAUUGGCACAGAAAGUAUUGAUGAAAGAUUUGAUAUGACAAAUCAAAAACAUUUAGCAAAAUCAUUCCCAUACAGGUAUGGUGCAUCAUGUCCACGACUUAGUAAUGAGCAAAGCAAAUAUGUAAAUAGAGAUAAUGAAUAUAAUAAAAUAUCCUUUGAUUAUGUACCUCAUAAUGAAACUGUUUAUAAUGAUAAUUACUCAACAAAUCCAUAUAAAUCACCUACUCAUAAUAAAAAUAUACCUCCAGCAAGGCCUCAUUCUGCUGAUUUUCUGGAACAUGAUUCAUAUUCAGAUCCAUUUAAUGCUCCUAUAGCUUACCGGCCUAAAUCAUCUAGUAAAAAGAAAUCAAGUCAACCUCAAAGACCAAAAUCUAGUUUAGAAUGUUAUGAUCCUUACAGAUAUGGUAAUGAAGACAUGUAUCUCAGAGAAGAUGAUAAAGAAUAUUGGCAAAAAGAAAAUUUACCCCAUAGUCAUAUGCAUUAUUAUCAAGAUAACAAUAAUUCUUUUGAAAAACAAAAUAUAAAUUAUUAUAGUUUACAAAAUAUGCCUGUUGACCAACAAUAUUGUAAAGAUGAUGUUUAUGAACAUUUCCAUAAAACUCCAGAAACUUUAAGAAAUAAAAGUCAAAAAUUAUCAUCAAAUUCUGAGAUAGCAGUUGAUAAAAAACAAAGUAGUAAUCGUAGAAAUAGAGAAAAUAGACCUGCUUCAACAGGAUAUCAAAUAGGAACAUCUUUACAGUCAACAGCUUGCCCAGAUGAUAAAAAAUCUCAGUUACGUGAAGAGUCUAUGAAACGUCUUUUGGAAUGGAAACAAAGAAUGUUACAGUCACCUCUUUCAAGAAAAUAUCCACAGAGGUUAAUAAAGACUCAAGACCAGGCCAGUGAUUUAGAAGCUCCUCCAAGACCUCCACUGCCAGAAGAAUACCAUAAACAUGUCCUUCAAGAGUUAGAAAAUCAUGAAGCUCAAUUGCAGAUUCAAGAAAAAUUACAUAAAGAAAACAAAGAAAAACAGGAAAUACUUGUUCCUAGUCCUGAAAUGUUUCCCGAUAAAUCAAGACUACAAAAAAACAUUAAUGAUAAAGAUAAUUCUUUAAAUGAAGAACAAAUUCAAAGGAAUGCUAGAUCGCCUUCUAGAUCUCAGGGUUCAUCAAUGCAGAAAUUAUCAUCAUCUUAUUCAGUAAAUGAUAAAUUAGAUUCACUUGGUGAUAACAACAUUGGUGUGUUCAGAACCUGCAAAGAAGAUCCUAAUAUGUCUGAUUCCGAAAUCCACGUGAGAACUUCAACUAUAGAUUAUUAUAUAGUUUUCUUCUGUAUUAAAGAAUAUAACAUAAAGGAUCGAAAAAGAACAAGACGUCCAUCACAGAGCAACAAAACAAGAAGAAGCAGUAUUGAGAAGUGCUUGGCGACAAAAACUGGAUCAAUGUCAAAAAUAAAUGAAUCGCCAUCACCUGACUAUGUCAAUAUAAGAACAUUAGAUGAUAGUAUUAACAAUACUAAUAUUAAAUGUGAAGUUUUUGGUAGAUCAAGCAAGAUCAGAUCGAUUCCUGCUGAAGAAGACUUGAGAAAUCUUGCAGUGUCAGAAGAGAGUCUGAAAAGUGAAGGAUAUCCAGUGCAAAUUCAAGAUGUAAAUACUUAUUCUAAACAGUAUAGUGACUAUAAAAAUCAUUUGGAUGAACCAGACUUGCCACUGUUAUCUAAAAGUACAGAAGAUGAUGAUAAAAAAGAAUAUUUUCAAAUAAAAAAGGAAGAUUAUUAUAAAGCAUCACAAUUAUUUUAUUCAUUAUCUCAAGGUACUAAAGUAAAGGAAAAAUAUAUUUCCAAAAGUAAUGAAAAACAAAAAGCUUCAGAUAUAUCCCAAGAGAUUGAUAAUGAAAAUAAUCAAUUAAAACCCGAUAUUAAAUUACAGCAAAAGCCAGCUGAUGUUAAAAAGGGUAUAGAGACUUAUGAUACCCAUUAUUGGAAAAAUGUGGGUAAACCUUCAUGCACAAAUUGGGAACUAGAUAAAGAUGUUGGCUUGCCGCUACCACCAUAUCCAGGUAGUGCAAGAAUGAAAGAUGCAAGACAGAAGAAAAUGCAAUUACGUAUUAAUAGCUUUCCAAGAAUUCAUAAAUUAGAUAAUUCUGGUAAUGAAUUGAUACAUAAUAAAUCAGAUAGUAAUUGUCAAAGCCUAAAUUUUAGUUCCCCUAGCAGUCUUUUGGUUGAUAAUAAUGCAAUAAAGAACGAAAGUUUAUCUGAGAAGACACAUAUUACAAAAUUACAAGAAAAGAAUAAACCAGAAAAUUUAGAAAUACCUUCUCAUAUAAUGAAAAAUUGUAGUUUUGAAGAGAUGAGAACAUUUUUACAAAAGCAAAAGGAGGCACCUCCACCAAAUAUUGUUCAGAAUAGAAUAAAACAUUUUGAACAAACCUCUCCUAAUCAUAGCAAUGGAGAGAUUAAAAAGAAUGUAGGAAGUAAUGAAAAACAAAAAAAAGAAAUUUCUUGUAAAAAUUUAAAUGUAGAUUCUCAUUUAUUUGGUGAAAAUGCAAGUGAAAUAUUAUUAAAUAAAGAAAAUAUAACUUAUAAUAGUCCCAUAUAUCCACGACAGUUUUUUAGUGAUUCUGAAGCUGUUUUGCUUGAUGAUAGUAAAAAUGAUGAAUCUAAUGAAGAAAUCAUGACAAAUAAAUCUGCUCCCCUUAUUUUAUCACCACUCUCUUCAGUAUUAGCUGAUUUAAGGAGAACAGCAGAUACUGGGAGAGAGAAGAAAUUGGGCAAAGAGGAAAAUGGAAUUGAUGAAAUCAUAAUAACAAAAGGUGCUUUAAGAUUAAGUUUAGUAGAGGACAAAGAAACGGGUGAAAUCAGUAGUUUAAAAAUUUCUAAAGCUGAAGAAGAAGCAUAUUUGCCUAUGAGUGGCAAAAAGAAUUCAGAGGAACCUGAGUAUGUUGCCAUGGAUGAAGAUAAGUCUAAAAUUUCUUCAGGUAUCACUAGUUGUCUAAAAGAUCAAACUGAUAAACCAUCAGUAGAUGAUGAACCAUUGUAUAAUGAACCAAUAUCACCUCCACCCAGUUUCUUACAUGAUGUAUAUGAAAAAUCAAAACAUUCUCACUUUCCAUAUGAUUUGCAAAGUUCGGGAAAUUCUUCUUCAGAAAACAUUUAUGAAAAGCCCAAAUACUUAGAAAAUACAGAAAAUUUGCUGAUUAAAUCCACAUCUAAAAAACCUUCUUUAAGUUCUUUAUCAUUUAAUGAAACUAGUCAGAAAUCACUUUAUUCCAUGAAAAAUCACAGCUCAAAUGAUAUUUAUGAGAUAACUAAUAUUCCAAAUAAAAAGCCAGAAUUCCCUGAAAUGCUGAACUUUUCUCCUAAUAGACUGCAUCCACCCGAGAAACCUUUAUGUAUGGAAGAAUUUUUAGAAUCUGAUAUUCCAUCACAGUUAAAUGAUUCAAUUCCAGAUUUACUUCAGAUGAAAGAUUCAGAUGCUUCUGAUGCAGAUGAUGAAGCAAGUAGGGAUUUUGAUACACCAAAAAAUCUCAGUUUGCCACCUUAUCAAACAGCUAUUUUAUUAGGUGAACAAUCAUCUGUUGAUGAACAUAUGUCUACAGAUGAUGAUCAUAAUGCACAAACUUUAUUUUUGUUAUCUAAAAAUAUAAAGAUUCAAGAUUUAUCUGACAAUGAAUCUACUACUAAAGAUAUUAGUACAGAUUUAUUGACAAAGACAACUAAAAUUGCAGAAUCUGAUCCAUGUGAAUCAGGUUUGAUUCAUGCUUUAAAUCAUCAGACAUGUAAUGAUGAAAAUCGAUUCUCAGACUUUCUUCACAACAUGAUACCAGUGGAAAAGGAAUAUUUAACAAAUAAAUCAAACAAUGAAAAACAAGUUAAAGAUUUCUUUGAAAAUAAAAAAUUAAGAAAUAAAUCUUCUCUUCCUAUUAUUCACAAGCAUAUGUCAGAAUCAAUUGUAAAUAAUUCAGAAAAAUCAUCAUUUGAUGUAUCUAAUGUAAAUUUUUUUCCAAAUGAAAUUAAAUCAGAACACAGUUCACAAAAUUCAGAAAGAUAUUUAUUAAAGAGUUCUGGUUCCCUGCCUCAUUCAUUAGAAAUAAUUAGUUCCAGUGAUCCAAAUCAAUUAAUUUGUGAAAAUAAAAUUGAUUGUGCAACAAGUAGUACAAGUCCUUGUGCAUCUCUGACUCCUGAUGUUGUUCCAGCUGAUGAUCGAGACGAUACAGUUACAAAUAAAAAAUCAAACAGACAGUCAAGCAGGCUUCCAAAUGCUGCUCCUUACUAUUAUUCAGAUUUAUUACCUGAUACAGAUGAUAUAAAGUUACUAAAGUCACCUUUAUUAGAUAAAUGUUACUCACCAAGAAGUAAUCAAAAUAUGUUAAAUAACGUUAGAGAUAUAAGUCCUUCUAAUUCAAAUAAAGGUGAUAUAGGAAGAAAAGUAAAUAAAAUAUCUGAAAAUAAUCAAAUUAUUUCACCAAAUAAUUUUUCUUCUACAGAUAUAUCAAACUGUCAACAGAAUUUAAAUCAGCAUAUUUUUCCUUCCGAAAUAUCUCAUGUAAGUCAAGAGGUACGAAAUUCAUUAGAACAUCUUUUAAUUCCAGAAUCAUCCAAAUUUCGUGACGCAGAAAGGAAUAAAUAUGAAGCAGGUCAUACUUUAGAGAAAACGAGAAGUACAUCAUCAACAUUACAGUGUCUGAAACAGAGAUCUGCUACACCUGAUUUCAAUAAAAGUUAUGAGCAUCAUUAUGAAAAUUUGGAUCCUGUAUGGGGAGCCACGGUCAAAAGACUCUCUAGAUCAUUAGAAGAAUUAUUAGAUGGUGAUAGUAAGGUUAGGAAUCAGAAUGAUUGGCUUCCGUAUCAUUUUUCAAAUGAAAAAAUUGAAGAACCAUUUUAUGAAAACAUUGGAUUUGCUCAACAUAAAUUAAUAACUGAAAUUGAUGAUUCAUUUGAAGAUACUAUUAAAGAUAGAGAUAUAAUAGCUAGUCCUCAAGUAUCACCAGCUAAACACACCAUUUUUGAUACAGAUCAAUUAAACUUUACCUCCUCUAGAAAUAAAGAAAUAUUUUCUUCUCUGACAAGAGACUACACAAAUGAAACAUUACCAAAGUCAACUUUAUCUCCUUCUAAAUAUGAAGAUCAUGAUUCAGAUGUUGAAUAUUUGGAUCAGAAUGUUCUUAGAAAUGCCAGUAAACGUCACUUUCUAGGGAGAUUUUCAAAAGAAAGAAAUACUCCUCAAUUGAAAACGCAGUCAUCGAAAGAUGAAUCAUUUGAAUUAUAUGAUCAAAUAGCAUUAGAUUCUUUUUUAGCAGAAGGCCAGCGAUCCAAUUAUGAUGGUGGAGGAAAUAAUAUAGGACCACUGUUGAGUAGAGAGUCAAACUCUCAACUUAACAAGACAUUAGGAAAAAACUUACUAUGUAAAUAUAGUCAUCAUGAAGUCUUACAAAGGCAUCAGAUAAAAAUUCAAAAUAGUGUAAUGAGAACUGAAAGACAAGAUAUAAGAGAGCAAGAUUUUUUUAAUAGUUCUUCGGAUUCUUCAACAUCUGUACAUCUAGAAAAUGAAGAUACUUUAAUGGAUCCUGAAAUGACUUCUAGAAAUCUUAGUCCAAAAAUCUCUCUUCCUAAUGAUGAUGAAGAUUCAGGCUUUACCUCAUAUAAAUCUAGAAGAUAUGGCAGUACUCAAGAUCCUAAUUCUACUCUUAAUAGCAGUUUUGCUUCUGAACAGUUACAUUUUCAACAUUCUUCUAAUGAAUUUGGAAAAGACAACUUUAGUGAUAGUUCUCAUAUUACUGGAAAAUUGAGUGAAAAUGAAUUUUUGGGAAGUGGUGAUAAAUAUCCAGGACAUUAUGGAAGUGAUAUUUCUCGACCAUAUUCAACCUCACCAGAUACUUAUAUGAAAGCUCAUCAACCUUUGUAUGCAAAUGCUCCUCCAAAACCAAAACGUACUGGUCAGAAAGAUCCCUAUGCAAUUGCACCAAAUGAACAAUAUAAUAUUGGCACAGAAAGUAUUGAUGAAAGAUUUGAUAUGACAAAUCAAAAACAUUUAGCAAAAUCAUUCCCAUACAGGUAUGGUGCAUCAUGUCCACGACUUAGUAAUGAGCAAAGCAAAUAUGUAAAUAGAGAUAAUGAAUAUAAUAAAAUAUCCUUUGAUUAUGUACCUCAUAAUGAAACUGUUUAUAAUGAUAAUUACUCAACAAAUCCAUAUAAAUCACCUACUCAUAAUAAAAAUAUACCUCCAGCAAGGCCUCAUUCUGCUGAUUUUCUGGAACAUGAUUCAUAUUCAGAUCCAUUUAAUGCUCCUAUAGCUUACCGGCCUAAAUCAUCUAGUAAAAAGAAAUCAAGUCAACCUCAAAGACCAAAAUCUAGUUUAGAAUGUUAUGAUCCUUACAGAUAUGGUAAUGAAGACAUGUAUCUCAGAGAAGAUGAUAAAGAAUAUUGGCAAAAAGAAAAUUUACCCCAUAGUCAUAUGCAUUAUUAUCAAGAUAACAAUAAUUCUUUUGAAAAACAAAAUAUAAAUUAUUAUAGUUUACAAAAUAUGCCUGUUGACCAACAAUAUUGUAAAGAUGAUGUUUAUGAACAUUUCCAUAAAACUCCAGAAACUUUAAGAAAUAAAAGUCAAAAAUUAUCAUCAAAUUCUGAGAUAGCAGUUGAUAAAAAACAAAGUAGUAAUCGUAGAAAUAGAGAAAAUAGACCUGCUUCAACAGGAUAUCAAAUAGGAACAUCUUUACAGUCAACAGCUUGCCCAGAUGAUAAAAAAUCUCAGUUACGUGAAGAGUCUAUGAAACGUCUUUUGGAAUGGAAACAAAGAAUGUUACAGUCACCUCUUUCAAGAAAAUAUCCACAGAGGUUAAUAAAGACUCAAGACCAGGCCAGUGAUUUAGAAGCUCCUCCAAGACCUCCACUGCCAGAAGAAUACCAUAAACAUGUCCUUCAAGAGUUAGAAAAUCAUGAAGCUCAAUUGCAGAUUCAAGAAAAAUUACAUAAAGAAAACAAAGAAAAACAGGAAAUACUUGUUCCUAGUCCUGAAAUGUUUCCCGAUAAAUCAAGACUACAAAAAAACAUUAAUGAUAAAGAUAAUUCUUUAAAUGAAGAACAAAUUCAAAGGAAUGCUAGAUCGCCUUCUAGAUCUCAGGAAUUUGAAAUUUUACAAGAAGGAUUCAGAAUAUUAAAACAGAAGCAUGAAGAAUUGGUCUUGCUACUUAUUCAGUUGAGAAGAAAUCAACAUAGAAUUGCCAAAGCAAGGCAACAAUGUCGAAUCCAGCUUGAAAAUGAACAAUAUUUAGUUGAAAUUGAAUCCUCCAGAGAGGAACAUUUUAAAAAAUGUGAAGAACUACGCCACCAGAUGCAUGAAUUUCAGAAACAGUUUGAGAUGGGCCAGCCAUUAGUAAAUCUAGUAGAAAAUAUGGUAAAGCUGGGAAGUUUAUAUGGAUCUGAAAGAAAUUACGUGACACAUACUAAUUUGGAGGAAAAUACUAAUGCAGGUUCCUCAAAGUCAUACAUGCAAUUGUUAUCAUUAUCUCGUCAACUCCAUUCUAGACAAAUUAAUUGCAAGGAAGGAUCUUCUAAUAUAAAUCUUAGUGAAGACAGUUUAGAGGAAAGGUUGCAGCAACUUUGUCACUCAGAUAGAAUGUUACAAGAUGAAUUCAAUACAUUUACUUCAUUACAGCAAGAUCGAGGUAUUUUAGAAAUCACAUUAGAUGGAAUUAAGAAGAAAGUUUCAGAAUUCAGGAAUAAUGCUGUAGACAUAGGAAGAUUAUAUAAACAGCAACGAAUGAUUGAAAAAGAAUUGUCGAGAGUCACUCGGUUUCUUAUGCAAAGUAUACAGGUAUUUAAUUUUGAAAGGUUGCAGCAACUUUGUCACUCAGAUAGAAUGUUACAAGAUGAAUUCAAUACAUUUACUUCAUUACAGCAAGAUCGAGGUAUUUUAGAAAUCACAUUAGAUGGAAUUAAGAAGAAAGUUUCAGAAUUCAGGAAUAAUGCUGUAGACAUAGGAAGAUUAUAUAAACAGCAACGAAUGAUUGAAAAAGAAUUGUCGAGAGUCACUCGGUUUCUUAUGCAAAGUAUACAGAAAUUAGAAUGUUUAUCAAGAGAAAAUACAAAACUUGAACAAGAUGCCAUUGCUCUAAAACUUCAAAUCAAGCAGCAUUUACAAUAUAAAGUAAAUGUAGAGAAUUCCUCCACAGAAGAGAUAGAUAUUGAAUCAGAAUUAAAAAGAAUACAGCAAAUUAUAGAUGAACUCUCAUCUCAUAGGAAAAAUAUUAAUAGUAAUGUUGAGAAAGUAAAAGCCGAACUGAAGCACAAGUUUCUAGUUUCAGAAGUUAGAGCAAGUCCAACCGGUGUAGCAGGUUUGUUUGAAUUACAUAUCUUUGCUAUGACAUUUCUUCCACAAAAAAUAAACAUUCCAGAAAGAUAUAUUGAUGAUGAUCCAGAACAAUUAUCGGCCACAGAGAGACUAAAAAGAAGUUUGAAAGCCGAAACCAUCCGUCGCAUGCUAUCGGAAACAACUACUUAUGAAGAUAUUGGUGAUAAGCAAGGAGAACCAGGAGAGAUGCUAAAGAAAAGAGUAGAUGAAGAAAAGAAGAGGAGAGCUCAUUUAUUAGCAUUAAAUCAUGCAUUAGCUAGAGAAGUAAUGGAAAAAAGUAAAAUUGUAGCAGGUUGGAAUUGUGUUUGUUUAUUCUCUAAUUAUACAGUUAAUGUUUUAAAUUAAUGAGAAUGUAUAUUAAGAAGGCGGUUUUCAUGUUUACUUAACCUUUGUAGAGAGGGUUAGUCAGAUAUGGUGCUAUCACAAUGUAGUGGAGAAUAAACAUGGGAAAUUUUUUAAGAAUUUUCCCAUGCGUUUUUCUCAUUUCCAUUUCAGAAAAAAAAAAAAAAAACAUUUUUAACAGUUACGUCUAGUAAAAAAAAUCUUUCUUUAUUGCCACAUAAUUCCUUUUUUAUGUGAUUUUUUUUUUGCGGUAAUUUUUACCUAGUUUUUGGCGAUAUCUGCAAAAUUUUUUUGCGGAUAUAGACGUCAAUCUCUAGUGCCAUGUGAUCGCCCUUGAUGGGUAUAUUAUAUUUAUAUUAACCACUCUGCAGUAAAUUUAUGAACCACUCUGCGAUCACUGCAGAGUGGUUAAUAUAAAUGUUUAUUAAUAAUUGUUUUGAAAUUUUCUUAACAUCAUAAAGCAUUUUGCACAGACAAAAUCAACACAAUGAAACUCUAUUAACAACUUUUAAUUCUAAAAAUAAAUAAAAAAGAAAGGG